This is a messenger RNA of Corticium candelabrum, 2827 nucleotides long. Its product is annotated as coagulation factor XII-like. Gene Ontology annotation, molecular function: serine-type endopeptidase activity. NCBI's taxonomy places the organism in Eukaryota, Metazoa, Porifera, Homoscleromorpha, Homosclerophorida, Plakinidae. The record is from RefSeq and is a predicted model, not a curated record. Gene Ontology annotation, biological process: proteolysis. The transcript has 7 exons. The coding region runs from base 1 to 2673 and encodes 890 amino acids.
AUGGCUUAUGGCCAUACCCAACCUCAAAUUAGGCCUGGUACAUCAGUCGAAGGAUGUCCAAAAAUUGCUUACAAUCUUCAAUACAAGCAUUACCUUGUUUCAUAUCUUUUUCGUGCUACAAGAAUCAACUCCAACCAUCUAGUGGUUUUGUCUCAAGUCGUGUCAUCCGGUUUGAUACUGGAACUCUCUAAUCCAGUUCUAUCCGUAAGCGGAUACAAUGAACUCAGACAACCAACAGACAUCGAAAAACUGUCUUCCCUCGUUUAUAACCCGAUCACCAACGGCUUUGUCAUUGCUGUCGAAUUGAAGAAUGCAAGAAAAAUUACAGAAAUCACGGCAAUUUACUUAACCAGACAUGGCAACUUUCAUUUGGCUCGUUCUGUCUUCUCAUACAUUUCAAACGUGAAGCAACCGACGGUUGCGUAUCAUUCGCGCAGUCAGUCUUUCGUGUUUGUCUCACAGCUGGAGCAUUUCGGCACAAUGCCGGCCGGGAUGGAUGCGCUUCUAUUGCGAACGGAACUGGCCUCGGGAAGAGCUCCAAUUGGUGAUCUUCCAAACUUUGGCAGACUCAUUAGAUUCACGUCCGUGCGCCAAUCGUUUAUCAAUUUGCACAGCGAUGGCGCUGACGGCUGCCUUCGCAUUUGCUAUUUGAUCGAAAACAAUUCGACGCUGGCGGCGCCGACGUGCGCAAAGGUAUGCGAAACCGAUUCGGGCGGAUGGGACACCAGAGACGAACAUAUUUCCUUCCGUACGUGCAAAGCCUCGGUGGAAUAUCCAUCAAUCAUCGAGUAUCCGGUUAACGGUGCCAUUUUUGCUGUUUGGGAGAAAAGAGAGGGCAACUCGACGAGUAAUCGUCUACAGGGAUACCAUGUGAAUAGCCGACAUUUUGAGGAGAACACUUCUGCUGCUAACUAUACAUAUGGGAAUCCACUGGCUGUGUACAAGUCGAGAGACGCACAAGUGUGCGUUAGUUGGAAGCAUCACAACGCGAGAAACUCUUGCAGUAGACUCGCUCUUAGAUGUUUCAAGUUGUCGCGAGACUGCGAUGAUCCGUGCAGCUGUCCGGGCGACGUCCCUGUUUGUGACAUGUGUGGCUACGUGGAGUGCGACCCCAGUGCAGAGUGCACGUCAACAAAUCAAUGUCGAUGUCGAACCGAGUUGGGAUAUAAUGGAAAUGGCACUCACUGCACAUUUGACCCUUGUAGUCCUGAUCUUCAUACGUGCGCGAAAAAUGAAACAUGCACAACGGAUGGAACGUCUGCUACUUGUGCGUGCAAGACUGGAUUCCACAGAGUAGGUACCUCGUGUGCGUUGGCAGAUCCCUGCACUCCUGGUUUCCACGAUUGCGAUGUAAACGGCUAUUGCCAACGAAAGCAAGGUCGCCUCUACACAUGCCAUUGCUAUCGAGACUUCAUUGGAGACGGAAAAGUUUGCAUCGAUGCGAGGCAGUGUGAUCGACAUGCUACACGCGACGGAGGCAGAUGCACAUGUAAUCGAGGGUUUGUCGGAAACGGAGCUUUUUGCUGCAAAGAAAAUUUCAAAAACAAAAUUGUUAAAAUUGGCCAAAAUGUUAAUCUAAAUCUUGACACGUCCUGCUUAGAAAAAUAUUCAAACUUUACUCGAUUUCAAUGGUUUCGCAAAGGUGAGUCUUCGCCUGUCGACACGAUAUCUCGUGCUAGUAAGUAUUCGCUCAAUCGACGUCGCACCGUUCUUCGCAUACGAAAGAUCGGAAGCAAACAGUUGGGACAAUAUGUCGUGCAGUUUCAUGUCGGCAGUGAAGGACCGUUCGAGGUGUCGGCGAGAGUCGACGUGGCCGUGUUGAAUAAGAAGUGCGAUUGUGGAUACUCUGGAAGAAUCAGUUCGAGAAUUUCAUCGGGAGGAAAAAAUGUAACAGCUGGAGAGUAUCCGUGGCUCGCAAUGUUGUGCGGAGUUCGAGGAGUCUUUUGUGGAGGCGUUAUGAUCAGCGACUGCUACAUUUUGACGGCUGCACAUUGUGUAAAGGGAAGCGAUGUGAGACGUAACUUCAACACCAAAAAUAGUAAAACCCUUAAAGUUUGUCUAGGACGAACGUGCGGCAACUGCAACAAAGGAAUAUACGAUCCAAAGAACAACACGAAUGUGGUGAAAGCGCAGUGCUUGCGUGCUCACCGAAUUAAGGUACAUCCGGCCUACAACGAAACUAGUCUCGCCAACGACAUUGCACUAAUACAACUGAAGCGUGGUAAGUGCAUAAAAUGCGAUGGCGUCGGUGCUGCACCGGUGUGUCUGCCUGUGGAAGCGAGAGACUCGCAGUUGCUAGCCCCGGGAAGAAAGGCGUGGGUGUCCGGAUGGGGGAGUAUCGACGGUCGACAAGAUGGGUCACAAUGUCUAAGGAAGGGUCGCACUCAGAUAGUGGAUCAUGAUCGGUGUCGAGCCUUCUAUGCACUUCAGCCCUUACAUCAUCGGUCACGAUCGUAUUCCAUUUCGAAUGAUCAAUUAUGUGCUCUAGACGAGAACGGUCCGUGCGACGGCGACAGUGGUGGACCGUUGGUCGUGAAGAAUCCGAGUUUCAACAACAGAUUUGUGUUGGCUGGUUUGGUGAGCUGGGGACUGGGGUGUGGAAGGAAGGACACCUUUGGCGUCUACACUGAUGUCUCGCAUUUCCUCGACUGGAUCUACGUCAACUACGAGUGACUGCUUUUCUCUUCGAACUUACGCAAACUAUUAGGUUGCGUUCUAAAGUCUUCUUUUCUGUCUUUACAUGCUUUGCUGAUAAAAAUCAGUAUAUCAAAUUCUUUCUGCAAAUUAUAAAAAUUUUGUUUGGCCUCAGUGACAAAUACAGACUUGA